Aureobasidium namibiae CBS 147.97 is the source of this 1008-nucleotide messenger RNA. RefSeq lists its product as uncharacterized. The transcript is spliced from 2 exons. Bases 1 to 1008 code for a protein of 335 amino acids. NCBI's taxonomy places the organism in Eukaryota, Fungi, Ascomycota, Dothideomycetes, Dothideales, Saccotheciaceae. The record is from RefSeq and is a predicted model, not a curated record.
AUGCUCCGUCAUACUACCAUCCUUGACAGUGACGACGAGGAGGGUGAUUACAUUCAAGACCCCAUCCAGUCAGACGACAAUGCUAUCGAGUCGGACGAUUACGAGCCUCCUCCACGACCAUUCAGGCGCUCAAGGAUCAACGAGGAAGAAGAAACAUCAGUACAAACACAGUCUUCAAAACGGCGUACAAAGAAGGACCCUCCAGCAGGCCGCAAGAAACGCCGUGCAUCCCCAACAGGCCAGAAGAGGAAGAAGCUCAUGGACGGCCUUAUCGCACACGCUAAGAAGGGAGGGUCACAGGAGAACACACCCGAAGGCUCCAACUCCACUGAUGGCAGGAAUUCGCGCAAUCUCGACGUUCUAGUCAACAAGUGCGGCAUGAGCUUACGCUCAGGAGCAGUAUCUGACUAUACACCGACCCCCGGACGUCUACUUCAUGUGUCUGAGUUUGAAAAUCAAGGACGUGACUGGCAGAUCAUCCAAAUCGAAACCCGUAACAUCACUCGCGGCGAUGACACCUUCCCCGUCUGGUGGGCGACUCCACAGGACUUGUCACGACCAGGCAGCCAUACUAUAGUCCCAUACAGACUCAAUCCCCGUGGAGCAAGGGAACGGAUCACGAGAAACAAAGUGUUUGUUGGGCACGGCCCUUAUCCUAUCCCGGAUGAUGGAUGUCUCGAACUGCACAUUUGUCCGACCAAGGACGAUGCUAUUGCUCUCUGUACCAUCCUUUGCGACAUCCUCAACAGGUUUCCCGAAGACCUUCCGGUCGAUAACUGGAAUGCAACUUGGGGUCAUGGAGGCCUCAAAGGGGCCCCUCAAAAUGCUGUCAGAUUUGUAGAGGUGGCUGCCCUCUUUGCAUGGAAUCCGCACGUCGACAUUCGUCGUAUCGGUACACCAUUCAAACCAUACACAAAGGCCGACAAACGAAGGGGUGCGUAUGGUCAGAUGCUCUCAAUCGAACUCAACAAGGACAAAACCCUUAUUCAAGUGCAAAAGAGCGAGUAA